AUGCCGGGCCCACCCUGCGGGUCCCUGUUCGACUACAAGACCGCCAAGUUCUCGGUGACGCGGAACCGGCGGGUGGGGCUGCUGCACCGGCUGCUGCAGCUAAGCGCGCUUGGCUACCUGCUGGGGUGGGUGCUGCUGCUGCGGAAGGGGUACCAGGAGCGUGACGCGGCUCCGCGCGUCGCCGUGGUCGCCAAGGUGAAGGGGGCGGUGGCCGCGGAGGCCGCGGGGCGGCGGCUCUGGGACGCUGCGGAUCUCACCUGGCCCCCGCAGGGAGAAAAUGUGCUUUUCUUGGUGACCCAUUUCACCGCCACAAUCCAGCAAGCCCAAGGCACCUGCCCCGAGAGCCCCUCUGUCCUCGACGGGAUGUGCACAGAAGAUGCAGAUUGUCCCAUGGGAAGCCCUGUGGUUCAUGGCAACGGGGUAAAAACUGGGAAAUGUUUAAUGUUCAACACCACCCAUUCCACCUGUGAAAUCUAUGGCUGGUGCCCUGUGGAGAAUGACACCCUGCCCAGGAAACCUCUUCUGGCUGAGGCAGAGAAUUUCACUAUUUUUAUAAAAAAUACUGUCCACUUCACCAAAUUUAACUUCUCCAAGUGCAACACUUUACAAACCACUGAUCCCAGCUAUUUCAAGAGCUGCACGUAUGAUCCAGUCUUCAACCCCUCCUGCCCUGUGUUCCGUGUCCAUGACAUGGUGGAGGCAGCUGGAAAGAACUUUGGAGACCUCGCACUCCUGGGGGGAAGCAUCAGAGUUCUUAUCGAAUGGGACUGUGACCUGGACCACCCUGCUACCCAGUGCCAGCCACAGUAUUCCUUCAGGCUGCAGGACACAGUGUACAAUUUCAGAACAGCCUCCUACUACUGGGGCUCGCAGCGGCAGCUCUACCGGAACCUGCUGAAGCUCUAUGGGAUCCGCUUUGACCUCUCCGUGCACGGCCAGGCUGGGAAGUUCAGCAUUGUUCCUACUGCUGUGAGCUUUGGCACCAGCAUCGCCUUCUUUGGUGCUGCUACGAUGGUCUGUGACCUGGUUCUGCUCUACCUGGAUGCAAAGGCUGACCUUUAUUGGAAGGAGAAGUUUGAGGAGGUUUAUGAGCCAAACAUGAUUCCAUUGUGGGAAUCCACUGCCCUGGUGAAUCAGGGAGUCACAGGGAGGCCCCUACAGACCAGGAGAGCUAGCAGCCGUGUCUCAGGUCAUCUCCAGCUUUGUCUGACCAAGUCUUUGGAGCCUCUGAGGACUGAGCUCCCCCAUCUCUCCUGGUGA
Cinclus cinclus is the source of this 1260-nucleotide messenger RNA. It is a transcript of the gene P2RX6, whose product is annotated as purinergic receptor P2X 6. The record is from RefSeq and is a predicted model, not a curated record. NCBI's taxonomy places the organism in Eukaryota, Metazoa, Chordata, Aves, Passeriformes, Cinclidae. The transcript is spliced from 12 exons. The coding region runs from base 1 to 1260 and encodes 419 amino acids. Gene Ontology annotation, cellular component: nuclear inner membrane; plasma membrane. Gene Ontology annotation, biological process: monoatomic cation transmembrane transport; response to ATP. Gene Ontology annotation, molecular function: extracellularly ATP-gated monoatomic cation channel activity; ATP binding; purinergic nucleotide receptor activity.